AUGCGCUCAUCCAUCUUGUACCAUCUGCUGGCAUUUGGUCUGCCCGUCGCACUCGGUGCCGCUGCCUCGGAAGACUCAAAGUCAAAGAAGGAGAACCACGUACCCUGCACCAUCCGCUCACCAACAUCUGGCGCCUUCUUCGACCUCAAUCCCAUACACGUCAUUUUGCCCGACGACCCCAAGAAAGCGAGUAAAGAUGCUCGAAAUGAGUCUUGGUCUGCUCGUGGCUACGACUAUGGCGCUAACUUCACUCUCAACUUCUGCGGGCCAGUAGUUGAGAAUCUCACCAAUGUCGUCGGCGUCGAUGAGGCGAGGUGGCAGAAUAGUUCCGAACCCAUCUUCCGUGGACGCAAACUCGUCUUGAAUUAUACCGAUGGGUCGCCAUGCCCAGACAAUCCUGUAUCUUCUCUCAGCCCACGUGGAAUUAUCGGCGACGACGACGAUGAUGACGAUGAUAAGAAACACAAGGACAAGGACGACGAAGACGACAAGAAGGGCAGAAAGGGAGGCAGCAAGGAGCCCUCGACCCGCCUGAACCGUCGCAAGAACACAAUCAUCUCUCUGCUCUGCAACACAGACCCUCUGGCACCUCUCAACACCGCCCGCUCCUCGGCAGCCUGUGGAGGCAUCGAGGUAGCCAAACAGCAACUCGGCCCCAGCGGCGUUUUCGGUGUCAUCGCUUUGAUUGCCGUGAUAGUAUACGUUGUUGGAGGUUGUGUAUACCAGCGCACCGUCAUGCACCAGAGGGGCUGGAGGCAAUUGCCAAACUACUCGCUCUGGGCCGGCAUCGCCAGUUUUGUCUCGGGCUACAGCCGGGUAGGCAGCAACUUCAACAACGGCUCCAGCGCCGGAAGACGCGGCCGUUCAAACUCGGACGAUGAAAACAGAUUAAUCGACCAACUGGACGAGGAAUGGGAAGACUAG
Molecule: messenger RNA, 924 nt
Organism: Aureobasidium musti
Lineage: Eukaryota; Fungi; Ascomycota; Dothideomycetes; Dothideales; Saccotheciaceae
Source: the annotation of a GenBank genome assembly